AUGGCCGCCUUUCAAAGCCCUCCCACACCGUCUCCGUCUCCGACUCCCACAUUAUCCACCCUUUACUCCUCGUGGAAGAAACCGCAGCAAGAUGUGGUCGAGUACACGACACCAUCAUCAUCACUACCACCAUCACCAUCACUACCACCAUCGCCACCACCAUCAACCUCACCACCACCAAACUCACCACCAUCAUCAUCAUCAUCAGUCUUCUACAAUGUGCCCCAGACACCAACCGGAGGCUUCGUCACGCCACCCGAGAUCCCGGUGGUGAAGAACCACGACGUCACAGGCAAAACGUCCACAUCGGUAAUCGACUGUCCCAUCUCCAAGGCCAGCUUCCUGCUCGCCCAGGUCUCCUUGGCAACCGGCCUUUUCGGAGGCUUACCAACUACCGAGGUCAGGUUCCGGGGCCCGGGUUCACUCGGAGCGGCAGCAUCGCGAACACGAACUCUCCGCUUCGGCACGGGCCUCGAUGGAUGCUUUACCAGCACCGGGGGCUUCCUGGGAGGAAUGCGUGAAACGCAUAACGAAAAGCACGUCACCACCGUCAGUCGCGUCAACGCCUCGGCACGCCCGGGCCAAGAACGUCUGCCACCAUCCCUGGAGGCAUGGGAGGUGGUUCACGAGAAUUUGCCACGGUUGCUCCGAGCGGGACGAGUGCGCCAAGCCGUCGACGCUCUGGACGAGCGGCAUGCGUCAGAGGCGGGGGAGGGGGGCAGAGACAGAUGGGACGACUUGGAACAGUGUCAUCUCGCCCGAGCGGCGCUGGUGUUGAGCGCGCUGGCCCACGCCUACAUGUUUGGUGAGGACCGAGGCAAACACAAGGGCAAAGGGGAUAACGACGGCCGGCCUUCCCAGCCGUCAUUGCCGGUCCACCUGCUCGGUCCGUGGGAGAGGGUUUGCAAGAAGUUGGGGAGACCCUUGACAGGACGGGUGCCCGCCGAUGACGUUCUCAACAACGCCGUGGGCGAUGAUUCGUUCAGCCUGACCAGCGCCUACUUUGGCCUCCCCGAGGAGAGACUGUCCUCGGGGCUCCAGGGCCGGAUGGAGGCCAUCUUUGCUCCAGCGCUCUCGGCCAUGGCGCUCGCGCAGAGCGGCGUGCUAGCCGACCAGCCCGGCCUGGUGGCACACUGCCUGGAGAGCGUGGCGGCGCGCAUCGUCGAGUGCGCCGACGUGUUCGAGGCCAUGACGCCGCGCGACACGGCGCACUUUGACCCCGUCGUUUGGAUCAAGUCGUAUCCCGCCAUGGGCCGCCCCGUGACCUCGGGCGAGCUGGGGAACAGCGGCGUCGACGCGCCGCUGUUCCACGCGCUGGACGCCUUCAUCAACCGCCAGCACGUCGAGGGCGACUUGAAGCGGAUGCAGGGCGACCGGCGGGCCACGCUGCCGGCCAACAUCCGCGCCUUCUUGGAUGCCCUUGAUGACGAGGCCGGAAGCGUCAGAAAGUACGUCGCUGCUGCUGAUGCUGCUGUGCGUGCUCAGCGGCGGCGGCAAUACUAUGAUCAUCAUCAUGAUCAUCAGUAUCUGCUCUCUGGAGAAGAAGUAGAAGAAGAAGAGCAGUCGCAGUACCGACAUCUCUCGGCGGCGUGGGACGGGCUUUUGCAAACCUAUGUCUGGUUCCUCGAGCGGCACCGCGUCAAGGCCGUCGGCGUCACGGGCGUGAGCCUGAAUACGGGGCGACACUCGACGAGCAGCGGCGUCGAGAGCGGCGACCAGGACAAGGCCGCGGUAGCAGCAGCGGCAGCGGCAGCGACUGCAGAAGCGCCAAAGAUGCGCCCCGAGACCAUGCUUAGCAUGCAGAUGAAGAAGGGCAUGGCGUCGCGACUGGGCGGGCGUCCGCUGUGGCAGGACGCGCGUGUGCAGUCACAGACCGUGUACGAGGGCAGCGUGGUCGUAGCCGUGAGGCUUGAUGCCAACUUGCCGCUCAAGCCGGGCGAUCGAGUACAGGUCUGGCCACCAGCAAGAAAGAGGAAGAAGGCCAACAACUCAUCGUGGCAUCAUCACCAUCAUCGUCACUCUCGCUGCCCGCAGGGCUCCUCCUCGCCGGAAUAUCAUGAUGACGAUGAUGAUGCGUCGUCUUCAAGCGAGAGUGACUACGAUGAUGAUGCCGAUGUCGAGCCGAGAUUCUACUCCAUCGCCCGAGCCAUCCCAGAUGCGGCUGAUGAUGGGAUGACAGAUUUGGGCGCAGGAGAGGGACGAGGACGAGGUAUGACCAUCACUCUCACAGUCGGCCAACACUUGCCCGAGGGACUUGUCUCCUCCUUUCUCAGCACCGCCGCUCCGGGAACACACCUGCGCCUCCGUCCUUGGCCUUCUCCGCGAUUCCGUCAGCCACGCAACCUGGCCGUGCCGCUGGUGUUGGUUGGCCAGGGCAGCGGCGUGGGCCCCUUUGUGGGUUUCCUUCACGACCGGGUCGCAUGGGCACAGCGGCGGCUGCACCAUCGUGAUGAUGCCCAGCAAGACGACAUGGACGAGAAGGAAGACAAUGACGAGGAGGUGGGUGAGGUGCUUCUCGUGGUCGCCGCCAAAACACGUCGUCAUGUCCCCUGUCCGAUCGACAGCCUUGAGCAACUGACCAGGGCCCUGCCGUUGACCAUCAUCUUGGCUCUCAGCGAAGAGGAACAUCACCUCAUGAUCCGCAGCGGCACCUGGACUCAGCUCCCCACGGGGGAUCGGCACGUAACGCGCCAUCUUCUGGAGCAUCGGGACUUUGUCCAGAGGCUCGUCAAGGAAAAGGGCGGCCACGUCUUUGUCUGCGGCAGCUCCGACUUUGGGGCUACGGCGAUGAGCAGUCUUGGACUGGGUCAACCGCAGAAACAACACCAAGAACAAGAACAAGAGCAACAACAACAACAACGACCACAAUAUCCACGUGGCGAGUCCUACUCCCACGAUGACAACCACACACAUAUGCCCUCAGCUUCUCCGCAUUGGAAGCAACUGCACCAAGAUCUCUUCGUCACGGUGAAAAGACCGUCUUCCACCUCACCGUCUUCUCCUCGUUUCUCCUCUUUCUCUUCUUCUUCUUCUUCUUCCUCCUAUUCCUAUUCCUCCCCCUCUUCACCCUCGGUUGACCCCCAAAACAACAUCAUCACCCCCUCCAACCUUGCAGCCCACAACUCCAUCAACUCGUGCUGGACCGCCAUCGGCGGGACAGUCUACGACAUGACGUCCUUUCUGGCCACCCAUCCGGGCGGACCGAAGACGAUCCUUGAGUCGGCAGGCACCAUCGCGGACGCGCGCUUUGCCGAAACGCACGGCGGGCCGCACGCCCAGGAGAUCAGGGGUUAUCUCCAGAGAUAUGCCAUUGGCCGUCUGUCCACAUCUGCCACAGGUCCGGGCACGCAGACGACCAGCGCAAAGCUCACUCAUGUCUUGGUGAGGAUGCAGAACGCCCUCACCAACAACAGCGCCUUUGACGCAAGCCGUGGACCGCUGCCCUUGUACGUGUACGAGGACGCCUUGCUCGUGUUCGCCGAUAGCCUAGAUGGCGUGGUGGGCAUUCUGUCAGACGCCGCCGUCGGCAUGCAGUCCUCGGAGCAGAGGGCGGCCGUUCUAAAGACGCAGGCGCUUUUGAGAAAGGCUUUCACGCUUCUGAAGACCGGCUGCAAGGGCUGCCUGUUCGCGGCUGGCUCAGAGAGCUCUUCCUCAACGCUGCUUGAAGAGAGCGAGGCUUUGGUUCAGAGGUUGUACAGAGAGCCUAUUAAAAAGGUGCACGCGGCUGUUGAUGCUUGUAAGAGGGGUUUGAGUGAGAUUGAGACCGGGACGGAGGUGGACAGUGAUGACAGGAUUUGUGAUGCCCAGAACGACGAAAACAACGAAGCACUAAAGCGUGUUUUGGAAAUGUUUUGCACCAGUCUAGCAAGCAUUGCUGAGGAUUUACUGUACUAG
Messenger RNA from Colletotrichum destructivum, 3894 nucleotides. Its product is annotated as Putative flavoprotein pyridine nucleotide cytochrome reductase. Gene Ontology annotation, cellular component: cytoplasm. Bases 1 to 3894 code for a protein of 1297 amino acids. NCBI's taxonomy places the organism in Eukaryota, Fungi, Ascomycota, Sordariomycetes, Glomerellales, Glomerellaceae. The record is from RefSeq and is a predicted model, not a curated record. Gene Ontology annotation, biological process: 'de novo' NAD+ biosynthetic process from L-tryptophan. Gene Ontology annotation, molecular function: heme binding; indoleamine 2,3-dioxygenase activity; metal ion binding. The transcript is spliced from 2 exons.